AGCUCUACUGCCAAGAUGGCCAAUGUGCCUAAAACCCGAAGGACUUUCUGUAAGGAGUGUGGAAAGCAUCAGCCUCACAAAGUGACCCAGUGUAAGAAGGGGAAGGAUUCCCUGUACGCCCAGGGAAAGAGGCGCUAUGACAGGAAGCAGAGUGGCUACGGUGGCAGACAAAGCCGAUUUUCCCGAAAAGAAGCUAAAACCACAAAGAAGACUGUGCUGAGGCUUGAAUGUGUAGAGCCUAUGUGCAGAUCAGAGGGGAUGCUGGCCAUUAAGAGAUGCAAGCAUUUUGAACUGGGAGGAGAUAAGAAGAGAAAGGGCCAAGGGAUCCAGUUCUAAGCUUUUAUUUUUGAGAGGAAAAUGUUAAAGCUGUAGAAAAAUUACCUGUAUGAAAAUAAAUGCAGUGAUAUUCUUA
Myotis brandtii (Brandt's bat) is the source of this 412-nucleotide messenger RNA. Its product is annotated as 60S ribosomal protein L36a-like. Gene Ontology annotation, biological process: translation. The record is from RefSeq and is a predicted model, not a curated record. The transcript has a single exon. Lineage: Eukaryota; Metazoa; Chordata; Mammalia; Chiroptera; Vespertilionidae. Gene Ontology annotation, cellular component: ribosome; cytosolic large ribosomal subunit. Gene Ontology annotation, molecular function: structural constituent of ribosome. The coding region runs from base 16 to 336 and encodes 106 amino acids.